Euleptes europaea (tarantolino) is the source of this 942-nucleotide messenger RNA. Its product is annotated as transmembrane protein 68-like. Bases 1 to 942 code for a protein of 313 amino acids. The transcript has 6 exons. The record is from RefSeq and is a predicted model, not a curated record. Gene Ontology annotation, cellular component: membrane. Gene Ontology annotation, molecular function: acyltransferase activity. NCBI's taxonomy places the organism in Eukaryota, Metazoa, Chordata, Lepidosauria, Squamata, Sphaerodactylidae.
AUGAUAUACUCCAAGGAUCUAGCUUACAUAUUUGAAGAAUGGAGUGGAACAAAGUACUUUCAGGAAUAUUUUCUCCUGGGACUCUGCUGGUUGCUGACAGCAUUUUUAGCAGUUCCUUUUGGGCUUUGCUGCUUUGUAUACCUAUCCGCUUUUAUCAUCCAGAUCUUUGACAAGAUUUCUCAAUUAACAGGAAAUUCAUCCAACAAAUUACAAAGAAAAUGCCAAUUUGUAUUGGCGAACCUCUGGGAUAUCUUGGGGAAAAUAUGGCAUGGUUAUGAGCUACAUGGUCUAGAAAAUAUACCAGACGGACCAGCUCUUAUCAUUUAUUACCAUGGUGCAUUUCCUGUAGACUACAUUUUUUUCAUAUCAAGGCUCUUACUUCAGAUGAAGAUCACUUGUCAUACAGUGGUUGAUCGUUUUCUCUUUAAAACACCAGGCUUUAGAAGACUUCUAGAAGCAUUAUAUAUGUUUACUGGUAUGAAGAAAGAUUGUCUCUCUUUACUGAAAGAUGGCAAUUUGAUGUCUAUUGCACCAGGCGGGACACGAGAAGCCCUCUUUAGUGAUGAAACCUAUAAAAUUAUGUGGGGCAACCGUUUAGGAUAUGCUCAAGUUGCCAUAGAUGCAAAAGUGCCUAUUAUUCCUAUGUUUACACAGAAUAUCCGUGAGGGAUACAAGACGCUAGGAUUUAUACGAGCACUGAAAUGGCUGUAUGAAUAUAGCCGGUUGCCACUGGUUCCUAUAUAUGGAGGGUAUCCAGUCAAAUUGCGCACAUACCUAGGAGAACCAAUUCCAUAUGAUCCAAAUAUAACUGCUGAACAGCUAGCAGAAAAGACAAAGACUGCCAUCCAGGAUUUAAUAAACAAACACCAAAAACUACCAGCAAAUACAGGAAGAGCUCUACUGGAACGAUUUGGUGGCAAUGGCAAGAAAAAAACAAAAUAA